AUGUCGGUAAGAGUGGUGGCCCGGAUCCGUCCGCUGCUCGACCACGAGCUCGACAAGGACAUUAUCGUCACCGCCGCGUCCAGUGCCAGCGCGCCCGAGAACACGUUCAACGUCGUCAAGAUCCCGAGUCCAAAGAACGACGCCGAGGAGUUCUCAUUCACGUUCAAUGGCGUAUAUGACCAGACUACCUCACAAGAGGAGCUCUUCGCUGCCGAGGUUUCCACGCACCUCAAAUCCCUAUUCCAGGGCCUCGACGUCACCAUAUUCGCCUAUGGAGUCACUGGCACGGGCAAGACGCACACGAUGCGUGGCGGUCUCAAGCUCGCCGACCGCGGUGUGAUCCCGCGCCUGCUGAGCAGUGUGUAUAGGCGAGCCAAGAAAAUCACCAAGGACGCCGACGGCGAGACGACAGUCCACGUCGCCCUCUCGUACUACGAGAUCUACAAUGACAAGGUUUACGACCUCCUCGAGCCUCCCGAGAAGCGCACACCAACGGGCCUACCUCUUCGCGAGGCCAAUGGCAAGACCCACGUCGUGGGCUUGUCCGAACGGUCCUGUGAGAACCUCAAGGACUUUGAGCGGUUAUAUAUCGAGGCCAACAACAAUCGCGUCACCGCUGCCACGAAGCUCAACGCCCAUAGCAGCAGAAGCCACGCCAUUCUGCGCGUCAAGGUGACGCAGAUCUCCGCAGACACGAUACGCGAGAGCACCGCGUCAGCCAUUGAUCUUGCUGGGUCAGAAGACAACCGCCGGACAGAAAACGGCAAGGAGAGAUUGGUUGAGUCGGCUGCAAUCAACAAGAGUUUGUUCGUGUUAAGUCAGUGCAUCGAUGCCAUCUCAAGAGGCGACCGACGGAUCCCGUUCAGAGAGAGCAAAAUGACAAGAAUCUUGUCUCUGGGCCAGAACAAUGGCAUCACUGUCAUGAUUCUCAAUCUGGCACCUAUACGGAGUUACCAUCUCGACACGCUCAGCAGCUUGAACGUCAGUUCACGGGCCAAGCGGAUCGAGGUCCGCGAAAUUGAGAACGAGGUCGUCUUUAAGCAACAACCCCGGACAAACUCAAACUUGUCGAACGGCAGCGUUGUGCGGCAACCGCUCCGGCCACUGGCCAACACCCACAACAUCCACUCCGGCACGGUCGCUGCUGCUGCCGCUGCUGCGAAAACCUCUGACAAGCCCGUCAAGGCUUUCAACGUGUAUACGGACCGGCCAGCACUAAAGGCGAUUCCGACAGCGCGUCCCGCAAACACCUCGAUAAAAAGGGCAGCUUCACCAAAGCAGCUCGUUGCAACUCAGAAGAGACCCUCCGAGAACGAUAAUGGCAUGAGACCAUCAAAGAUCACCCGACCGACACAGCUGCCUUCAUUGACAAAGUCAAUGUUGUCUGCUCCCCAGAAGACUGCCCAGCCCGCGAUUUCUGCCGAGCAAAUCGAGGCUAUGGUGCAAAAGAAGGUCGAGGAGAUCCUGGCCGCGCGGACACAGGCCGCCAUCGAGGAACAGGAGCAGAAGAAGCAGUCACAGCCAGAGAUCAGCGAUGCCGUCAGAGAGAGACUGGAGGCACUGGAGCGGCGUAUUGAGGACAGUCGGCAGCAGGACGACGAGAAAACCGAGGGCUUGCGCUUCCUGCUCAUGGCUCGGCAGCACAAGGAACGUGGCGAGGACACGAGCGCCCUCAAGAUGUACGAGCUUGCCCUGCCCUUCUUCCCGGGCCAGGCGAAGCUGCUCGGCAAGAUUGAGAAACUCAAGGCUCGCAUCGCCAUCAAACGCGCUGGUCGCGAAUCCGCCGCCACUGCGAGCCUCUCCGCUGGGUUUUACUCCCACUCUGAGGGUAGUCCUGGCGCAACGAGAAGGCGGAACAAGAAGCAGGCUCGCAAGAUGGUGUAUCGUGACGAUGCUGACGAGGUUUCUCACGGCGAUGAUGACUACUACCAUGACGCCGAAGCCGACAAUGACGAGGACAGCUUUGUCCUUGAUAAGCCCGCCCGCACCAAGAAGGCCGGCAAGAAGCAGUCAUCAAAGACUGGCACGGCCAGGACUCUGUUCAGUGUAAAUGCUGACGCCGCUUCCGUCGAAGAUGGUCCCGCAGCGCAGAGCCUGCUUGAUAUUGUCAACUCGCGCGACCUUGCGCAGAUCAUGACCCUGCAGGGGUUCGGUCCCAAGAAGGCCCGCGACCUGGUUGAAUACCUCAACCUCAUGUCCGAGACCGAGGGCCGCAUCGAGUCGCUGCCCGAGCUGCGUGCUGUACCUGGUCUAGGUGGGCGCGCUGUCGAUCGUGCUUACGAGGGACUUUUGACUAGCGUCGCGUGCUAG
This is a messenger RNA of Microdochium trichocladiopsis, 2310 nucleotides long. Its product is annotated as P-loop containing nucleoside triphosphate hydrolase protein. The transcript is spliced from 3 exons. Gene Ontology annotation, cellular component: kinesin complex; microtubule. NCBI's taxonomy places the organism in Eukaryota, Fungi, Ascomycota, Sordariomycetes, Xylariales, Microdochiaceae. Gene Ontology annotation, molecular function: microtubule motor activity; microtubule binding; ATP binding. Gene Ontology annotation, biological process: microtubule-based movement. Bases 1 to 2310 code for a protein of 769 amino acids. The record is from RefSeq and is a predicted model, not a curated record.